CGCUCACAGGCCACAGCCGCCAACUAUUCGUAGUGUAGAGACAGCUUCGAAGUCUUCACGAUCUGCUGGAAGGCAUUGGGGAGAAGUGAGGGAGAGAAGCUGGGAAACUGGACUUCUUCGGCGAUCACAGUGGCAUUUGUUGAUGCUCAUAUGGUCGCAUUUCAGCCAAACGUCGCUUCACCAGCUUCGGGCUUCCCAUGUCCACCAUGGACCGCGGCCCACCAGGCUUACCCGGACUCGCCUCGGAGGACAGUCUCCUGUGCCAUAAAGCUGGUCUUUUGACCCCCCUCGACCUGCUUCUCGCAUCACCGAUCGACGUUGAAAAGCAAAUAGGAGCAGGCGGCAAUAAUAGCCCAGUCACAUCCUCUAUUAUGAUUACUGCUAACGAUGUGGUGCGCAUGCAGCAUGUCGUCCAACUCGCUGUUCACCCCAGAUCCUCCCCUUCGCUAUGGCAAGAAGUUCGACAAGCUCACCGGUCUCGCGAGAGAAACGUGGUCGAUUUCGUGACCGGGUGGACUCAAUUCAAAGCUACAGGCCCUGCGCUGUCUUUGUCACAGAUUGUCGCCGCCACUCCCGGCCAGGAUGAAGUGUCUUUGACCCUCUUUGAUUAUUCGUCUUUGCCGCCUGGAGCUUAUCCAACAUGCUCUCUCGCCUCAACCUCAGCCGAUGCCUUUCUCGCGGAACCAACCACGGGCAGACAAACAUGCAAGAAAAAUGCACAGGCAGUCGGAUGCCGAAGUGCUGAGGCAUCAGGAUCUCGCUUCUUCUCAGAGGGUGUCGUACCUACAGGUGUCAAAAGCCUCGACACCAUGCUCAAUGGCGGCCUUCGGCGAGGCACGAUCACUGAUCUGGCGGGUGAAAGUGGAUCUGGAAAGACCCAGCUAAUCAUACAAACUAUCAUGAGUACGCUCUUGGGCAUCAAGAUGGUGGACGCUCUCGACUCGAUAGAUCUUUUCGCAGACGACCCGCAGCGCAUACCUCCACUUGGGGAUAGGCGUUCUCCAGAGCCGCCGCAUUGGGAGGCAGCUGGAGGUGUCGCACUGCUCCUGACGGGAGGAAAAGCAGCCGCACAUAAAGUGGUCAAUCGUCUGGUCGAGAUGGUGCAGACCCGGUACGCUUCAAGAACCCAGGAGCGUCAUCCGCGGCAAGAGCAGCAUCUCUCCUUCUCACAACCUACAUCAAGCGGCAUCUUCAAAGGUAGUGGACGCAAGCGGUCUCACAAGAGCAUGCAGACCGACACCGAAGAAGCUUCACCUGCAUCUAGGUCGGGUGCAGAAAGCUGCGUGCACAUUCGGCGCAUGCUACAGAAUCUUCACAUUGCGCACGCCCCAAACUUUGAAGCGCUUCAUCGGAUCCUACACCACACCCUGCCGAGCUUUCAAGACACUCUUUCUCUAUCUUCAACACGCGGUGCGCGCCAUGCAAAUCAAAAUUCUGCGCCAUUGGACCUGAUUGUGAUCGAUAACCUGGCGACCGUGCUCAAUGAAGUCCACGGGAAUAACGUCGAAGGCAUGAUGCAGCGCUCUAGGAUGCUGUGUGAUCUGUCUGAGCAGCUCAAAUACGUAGCUGCAGGAUCCAGCGUUGAUUCGCUUGACGAGCAUCGACCUCACCUCGGAUCGGCAGUCCUUGUUGUCAACCAUCUAGCAGACGCUUUAGAGUCAACGCGGUUGUUCUCGGAGCGAUGCAACAAACUUCGUGACUCCACCACAUUCAGCCUAUUGGCGGAUCCUGCAUCGGAUCUGAGCAGCGACGCUCCGAGCAACUUUGUCGAGCCGGAUGACCUACAUGCACCACCAGACUUUGAGCUACAAGCGGCACAUUCUAGCGGGCUCAUCACUUCUCUCUGUAAGCUGGACUACGCCAGCACCGGCGGUAGCGGCGGUGGAGCAGUGGACACUUUCAGCAUUCCCGCUGAGGCAAACUCCAACGUCGCCUCGGGUAAAGUUGCGCAACUUGGUCCUGUCUGGACUAGCUGCGUGAAUGCCCGUGUACUCCUCAACAAGACGCGGCAGCGGAUUGCGCUGCCACUCUCACUGUCGGCUGCGGACUCUGCAGGCUGCUUCACGCCCUCAACAGGACAAACUGUCCGGCAAAAACACCCCAACAAUAGUCAGCUGGUGUGCGUCAGGCAAGCUGCGGUCUCUUUCUCAUCUUGGUGUGCUUCAGGGCUCGAGCUCGAUGAACCAGCGCACUUUGUUAUCACGCAAAAGGGCCUGAUCACCGUGCCUCCAGAUUCGAUCCAAUGUUCUCCAGCAAUUACUGUUGCUCGAGACCCAAUCAGCCAAGGGACCGCCAAGGCAAAGACCGACCCGCGACAGGAGGUGUCCCCUUCGGAAGAUGAACUAGGAUUUUAUGGCAGCGAGCACUGGAUAGAUGGCUCCACUCUCACCGAAGAAGACCUCCUGCAGGCAGCUCAGGAAGCAGAAGAGGAGGCCAUGCUCAGCGGUGUAGUUGCACAGGGAGCGAUUUGACAUUGGUAUGUACUCUAUGCUCAGCAAUGCCGAGACCAUGCGAGCAUCAUGUGCAUGGCGAC
Tilletiaria anomala UBC 951 is the source of this 2533-nucleotide messenger RNA. RefSeq lists its product as uncharacterized. Gene Ontology annotation, cellular component: Rad51C-XRCC3 complex; replication fork. Gene Ontology annotation, molecular function: four-way junction DNA binding; ATP binding; ATP-dependent DNA damage sensor activity. Lineage: Eukaryota; Fungi; Basidiomycota; Exobasidiomycetes; Georgefischeriales; Tilletiariaceae. The record is from RefSeq and is a predicted model, not a curated record. Gene Ontology annotation, biological process: telomere maintenance via recombination; resolution of mitotic recombination intermediates; t-circle formation. The transcript has 2 exons. The coding region runs from base 198 to 2471 and encodes 757 amino acids.